UUUUGGUUUCUGUUUUAGGCGUCGUACGGGCAAAGAGCUAUGCUAGCUGGUGAAGAAUGGUUACGAAGCCGAGGAUUGCUGUGGGUGCUAUGCGGGUUGCUGGCUAUCUCGUUUGCAGGCGCCCGCACCAACCUCGCCGGGAAAAUCAAGGCGGGGCUUGUCAGACACGGUAUCAUCCCGGAGAUCAUGAUGAAGUCACCUAAAUUUCAUGCCUACGUUGCCUUCGGGAAGAAAUACUCUGCCAGAUUUGGAAACUUGAUCCCGAUAGAAGCAGUUGGUAAUCGGCCAACUACAAUGAAAUGGAAGACGAAAUUUCGUGAAAAUGCCGUGUAUACUCUCAUCGCUAUGGAUUUGGACGCAAUUCCGAAGGCGCAUCGUUGGGACGAGACGGAGUUUGAACGGCUUCUCUGGUUGGUCGUCAACAUCCCUGCAAGCCGCGACGUGAACGUGACCAUGGGGAAGACGCUUGCACCGUACAUACCCCCCACCCUCGACCCGAUUAAAGGAGAGGAUCAUCGGAUUCUCUUCAUUAUAUUUGAACAACCUGGCGGCAAUAUGAAUUUCACUUUCCCAGUUUUAGAUGCCAAGCCGGACGACCCGCGACGGACGGAAUUCAACGUCCAUAAAUUCGUAGAUGAGCAUAAACUGGAUCUCCCGGUGGCGACCAACUUCUACACGACGCGAGAAGGACUCCUGGAGGCAGAGAAGGCGGCCGCUAAAAAGAAGCCCAAGAUGACCCUCAAUGACACGGAGGGCGUCAAGGACGUCAAAGACGUCAAAGACGUCAAAGGCGAAACCACCACCAUCGUCUACCUCGACGUCACGGCCGAAAGGUUCAACCCCCACGAAGAGGAAGAGGACGAGAUGGAGAUUGAGGUUGAAUAUUAGCAGAGCCUCCCUCGUGCUUACACGGAGAGGGAAGGAUCGGCACUCUUGUAAUCUGCCGUACUAAGGUAAAACACCGUAUGAACAUUCGAGAGUUGCCAAAUUUCCUCCUGUAAAAUGUUAAUUUUUCAGCAGAGUUAAGAAUAUUUUCCUUUGAAAUUCUCAGAUAAUAUAAAUUGAAUUGUGAUUGAAAUUCUGUAAGAAAUUGGUAGAAAAAUAUCCACGAGUUUUCCAGAAAUUUUGCAAUUUAACGAAGGAAAUUUGGCAACGCCUGAAGGCUCAUACGGCCUUUUUCCUUAGCAUGGUAGUAAUGCUUACAGUCAAUUCUAGGUCCUAUCAACUUUUCUCCUCGUAGUUUCGAUAGAAGCAUCGUUGAAGUCAACAUAAUACUGCCGCGCUAAGCAGUGGCGAGGCGUGAAUGAUCGAUUAUCGAUAUUUCCCCAUUUGAAGCUGUGUCAAAGAAUCGAUUAUUAAGGUGUUCGUUGCGUACACCCUGACUAUCGAUUCCUUUUCCAUAGGUUUAAAUGGCAGAUAAAUCCAUACAUCGCAAAGAGCGCCACGCCACUGCCGCAUGCCGUGCUAAGGAAAACACCGUACACGCCUUCGGACGUUGCCUCUUUCCUUCAAUAAAAAACAAAUUUACUGAGAACAUUGCGAAUAUUUUUCUUAAAUAUUUUCAGAACAUUAUGUCCGCAAUUUAACCUGAAAUGCCUGAACAUUUUCAAGGGAAAACAUGCAUGACUUUCUCAAAAAUAUAUUUUUAUCCCGGGAAAAUGUGGCAACUCGCGGAUACGGGUUCUUCUGUAGCACGGCAGGAUGGGCUUACAAAAGCUCUUAGCGGCAAAAAAAUCGAUUCUCAUCGAAUUAAGACGUGUAUAUCUAAAACUUCGGAAGUUUUUCACCCAGGUAACGCAUAUUUCAUUAAAUUGCGAUUAUAUGGCAAAAUCGGGUUACAUUUUGCAAUAAAGAACCACUAUUUCUGGCCAAUUUUAGAAACAACAUACAUGCCAUUGGGUUUCCUAUGCAGAUAUGUGCCUUUAUGGGAGAGCCAGAGAUAGUGGUUUCUUAUUGCAAAAUGUAGUCCAAUUAUUGCUACUGUAUCGGAGUGGUAUGUACGUUGCCUAUCUUCUGAUUGAAGGGGCUCCUCUUGUUGAAAUUCAUUGCAAUGAAAGUAAUUGGAUUAGGUACAUUUUGCAAUAAGGAACCACUAUCUUCGGCUCCUCUACAAAAGCACCUUUUUGUAUAGGGAAACCAAUGGCAUAUGUGUUGUUGCUAAAGCUCUUAACGGUACAUAGACUAAUUUUCAUCGGAUUUAAGGACGUGCACGUUUAAAGAUUCUGGAAGUCUUCCACUUAAUAUUCAAAUCAAAUCUACACACGCCUCCUGUUAUUAAUAUCGGGCUGAGACCGCAAUAAUUUGUUACCGCGAAAGUAACAAUGUAACCUCGGCUAGAAAAUCUGAUAGGAUCUGGGAUCCACUGUGGUAGGAUUUUAAGCAUUAUGAAUCUUUUUAGUGAUCCGUGAUAUAGUCCGGUAGUUAUGCGCGAUAGCUUUUACCAUGUACAGUGUAAAAUAAAACAAAAUUUCACAAACGGGUCAGAGUUUUGAAUUUGUAAAUUUUUUUGUGAGAAUAUAAUACACGUUUACAUUUUCGUGAGAAAA
This is a messenger RNA of Bemisia tabaci, 2546 nucleotides long. NCBI's taxonomy places the organism in Eukaryota, Metazoa, Arthropoda, Insecta, Hemiptera, Aleyrodidae. The record is from RefSeq and is a predicted model, not a curated record.